GGCGUGGCGCCGAUUUUCGCCUAGUGUCAGAGCCGCAGUCCGGCAGUGGAGACCCACCGAGCGACCCGGCUCAUGGCGACCGCCCCGGUGAAGCCGCGACCCGGCGGGACACGAGCCCAGCUGCCGCCCUGCUACUACGAGGGAUACCUUGAGAAACGGGGCCCGAAGGAGAAGGUAUCGCGGCGUCUCUGGACGUGUUUGUGUGGAAAUACUUUAUAUUUCUUCAACAGCGCCAAGGACACACAUUAUGUGGAGAAGCUGGACUUGAGUGGUUUUGUCUCUUUGAUUGACGACUGCAGUCGAGACAGGAAUCUGGAAGCAGCCAGAGUGAACCUGCGCAUGAAAGACGGCGAGAUCAAACUGACUGCUCCUAACUUGGAGGCACGGGAGCUGUGGAAAGGAUUUCUCUACUCUGUAGUCGAUCUGGCGGUGCCCACCACUCUGACACUGCUGCCCGGGCAGCUCCACAUGCUGAAGGAGGUGGUGGAGAAAGAGAGGCAGAGAAGAAAACGCUCGCUGUCCAGAGCCCCCUCCUCCCCCCUCUCCCUGCCACUAGUUGGGGAGAUACCUGCGUGUUUCAGGCCAGUUUCUCGUACUGAAGCUGAAGUGCUGUUGGAAAGGCAUCCGGACAGUGGGAACAUGCUGCUGAGGCCUGGCAGAGACGGAACAUCACUCGCCGUCACCACACGACAAGACCUUAAUGGCUCCGUCUUCAGACACUACCGGGUCACCCAGAAGCAGCAGGGUGGUUACAUCAUCGACGUAGAAAACCCGAUACCGUGUCCGACCCUGCAUGAUGUGAUCAAUGCUCUGGUGGAGAAGACUGCAGGCACUCUUCAGCCCUUUCUGCUGGAGGAGCCGUACGAAGAGAAUAUCACCUAUAUUUCGUCUAAUGAUGAGAACGGAGAGAGAACUCUACACUGCGCUCCUACCAGCAUGUUCUCUAGAGGACCCGCACUGCCUCCUAAAGCAGGGCCGGAAAGAUGGACAUUGAGGUCACAGACUAAAUCUCCCAGCCCCUCCACCAGAUCAUUAAGCCCACCAGGCUCCCCAUCCAGCCCAUUGAGACGACUGGUACUGUCCCCGUCACCACUGAAACAGACGGCCUUCACAGAGGAGCUCAAACAGAAGCUGGAGAAGAGGCGCACCAGUCAGGACUGACACCUCCUCCUCUGCCUCCUCAGCCAGUCAGAACCAGCUGUCUUGAUUCUGCCAGUGCCUUGUGAUGAAGUCAGAGAUGGGGUGAAAGCUGGUUGGCUGCUCCGCCACCUGUGUGUUAGACUGGAGCCUGUACAGUGAUGCCACACCUGUGGAGUAGAGUCAGAUUGUUUUUCUGAUUUUUGUGAUUUUAUCCUCUAUCACAGUGGUUCCCAACCUAUGGGUCGCGACCCAACCUAUGGGUCGCCAAAGAUCCACGAUGGGUCGCGAAGCCCUCUUGAUUUUAAGGGGUUUAAUUUUAAUACUAUAUAUAGUCUAGGGUAAGCACCGCGCUGCGCUGCGCUCUCUCUGUCUCUCUCUCUCUCUGGCGCGCGCGCGGGCGCUCUCUCCGGCAGCGCGGAGCUGAAUUCAGCGCGAGGCUGAAUAUAAUAAUAUAAGAAUAUAAAACUCAGUUUAGUUAAAUGAAAAUGAGUGAGGGCCUGUAAAGUUAAUCAAUUAUUGUCCAAUAUUUGGACAGGUUGAGGUUUUGGUGAGCUGUUUUACUGAUUUGAAACUGAAACUGAAACUGAUAUUAUUCUUUUUUUUUGUUUGUUUUUAUUUUAUAUUAAUUAUUUUUUAUUCAUUUUAAAUAGUUGUAUUAUUUUAUUGAUCUAAUUAUUUUUUUUCUUCAUAAGAUAAAAAUUCCUUAUGUUUUAUGUAUCAAUUUUUCCUUUUUUACGUGUUUAUUUUAUUCAUCUAUAGUAAAUGUCAGUUUUUAUUUGUCAUUUCUAACCCCCCCCCCCAACCCCAACCCAAGUAUACACUUACAUCUUUUACAUUUGGGGGGGGGGUUUAUGUUGGGUCCCCAAAGCUUACAAUGGUAAAAAUAUGGGUCCCUGAAGAAAAAGGUUGGGAACCACUGCUCUAUCAGACUGAUCAGAUCAUUCCAGUGAGAUAUUCUGCCUCGGGAGGCCACGCUCCAAUCAGCAGGCUGAGGGUCAAACAACAAGAACUGGAAAUGGACCUGUUUCAGCCAAUAACUGAACCGGUGCUUCUCGUGGUUUGGAUUAAAGAUGCCUUCUACCUCAUGUUCACACCAAGGCUGACCAUCAUCUUCCUCACCUGCUCAGAAACACAAGCACAAUAACUGGCCUCAGAGACUGAAGCUAAUCACUGCUGGUCUCAGAAAAGAGCUAACUCUACAUUUGUACUUUUGUGAUCUGUGGGGAUGCACCGGAAAAAAAAAUGUGACCGAAUACAGAACUGAACAAAAAAAAGGCUGAAUACAAAAUACCGAACACAUUUUAUUCAUUUUGCAACUUUAUUAAUAAUUUAAUAAUGUAAAUAGCCUAUUUUAAACUUAAUCUGUUUUGUUCUGUUUUUUUUUAACAAUUUUUUUUUAUUUUAAAGAACACAAUUAAAUAAUAUGUAUUUGUAAAAUCCUUACAGACACACCAACAAAGCAUUAUCUGUGCUAUUUUAUGACGUGUUCUAGUCACAUGUAGCUAGCUAAUCUUAUUUAGCUAAAAACAGUACAUUUGUGUAAAGGAGUAAACUGAGCAGACUGCUAUAGCAUGCAUUAGUGAUUCUGAAUGCUUUAGUUUGCAAGUAGAGAGUAAAAAUGAACCUAAAUCUGGUAUUUGUCACUGCUUUAAAAAACAUUAGAGGAAACGCUGCAAUAUGACUACUAAAUAAUUAAUUAAUUCAUUCAUUCAUUAUUCGGUAUGAAUUAGAUUUUUUGAAAUAAAAAAAAGGUUUUUUUUUUUUUUUUAUUUUGUAGUUUUUUACAUGUUUGGUCUUUUUUUUGUUUGCCAAAUCGUAGGUGCAUCCCUACUGAUCUGUGUUCUGCUGUCCUGGUUUAUCUGCUGUACAUGUUCAGUGGGUUCAAUAGAAGUAGAUCAAAGUUGUGUGAUCGAAGAUGUGAACGAAUGUUUUCAAAUCAGUUUGAUUCAUUUAGUAACGAGCAAAAAAAAAAUAUCACUGAGGAGUGAAGAUGAGCUGUUCGAUCUGUAAGUAGAGAGUGAAGUGUCUGUGUACGUGAGCUUCAGUUUGACCAACUGGACUAUGGUUGUCGUAACUGAAUGUGCAUGAUGCUACUGUGACCCUGUUAUGCCUGGUUAUGUCUUGUGACUACUAUCUGGAUUAUAUCUGUUUUAAAUUAGACUCAGAUCAUCUCCUGAAGAGGUUUGAGUGAUCAGAUUUGUACCUAUUUUAAAUGAGAGUUGUUUCUUUACGCUUGUAUUUUUAUGUGGUUUGGUCUUAAUCUAGAUAUAAUCCUGAUACUAAAUGAAGCGACCAGGUGUAUACAGUUUCCAUUUGUAAUCUGAAUUCAUGUGUUGCUAUUUUUCUUGUAUUUAUUAAUAUUAAAUAGAUGAUUAAA
Messenger RNA from Astyanax mexicanus (Mexican tetra), 3517 nucleotides. It is a transcript of the gene stap2a, whose product is annotated as signal transducing adaptor family member 2a. The record is from RefSeq and is a predicted model, not a curated record. The transcript has 11 exons. The coding region runs from base 73 to 1161 and encodes 362 amino acids. Gene Ontology annotation, molecular function: signaling adaptor activity. NCBI's taxonomy places the organism in Eukaryota, Metazoa, Chordata, Actinopteri, Characiformes, Acestrorhamphidae.